AUUGCGGCUGUCAGCGCAACGAAGCGACGACAUCGAGAAUUCCCAAUUUCGUUCACCAACAAAUUCCCGGUCGACUCUCGAACGAAUCCCUCAAGACCACUGAAACCGGUUCCAAUUGGUUUCCAGUCCUUCGACCGUUAUUUCACCGAGGCAUGCGGCAAUAGGCUCAAAUACCUUUGCGCAUUUGCUGUUGAUCAAGUGGCUCUCGACCAUAAUUUGCGACGGGACCGAUUUCGCGACGUCACAACAUCGAAACAGCUUUCAUUGUAUAUAUUCGAGCUAGCGGGACUAGAAGACUUUUGCAACAAUGAUGAAUGGAAUGGAAAAGUCAGAUUAUGACGAGGACAGGUUUGGUCCUAAGGAGGGAAGCUUGGUCAGCGCUUUCGAUGCAUUCCCCAAAUCGAAGCCGCAAUACAUCCAACGAACAUCGGGAGGUGGAAAAUGGACAGUCGCCGUGUCUAUCAUCUCACUUGUCCUCAUCUGGGGCGAACUCGGUCGCUGGUGGCGUGGCGCAGAGUCUCACAACUUCGAAGUCGAGGCUGGUGUUUCGCGAGAGCUUCAGAUCAACAUGGACAUCGUGGUGAAGAUGAACUGCGACGAUAUCCAUGUUAAUGUCCAGGAUGCGUCUGGCGAUCAUAUCCUAGCUGCUAAGCGUCUCAAGGCUGAUAGGACACUCUGGAGUCAAUGGGUCGACAACAAGGGCAUGCACAAGCUCGGGCGGGAUAGCCAAGGCCGCGUCAACACUGGCUCUGGAUAUAACGAGUUGGGAUAUGAAGAUGAGGGUUUCGGCGAGGAGCACGUUCACGAUAUUGUUGCGCUUGGCAAGAAGAGGGCCAAGUGGGCAAAGACACCCAAGUUCAGGGGCAAUGCCGACAGCUGUCGUAUCUAUGGAAGUUUGGACUUGAACAAGGUGCAGGGUGAUUUCCAUAUCACUGCGCGAGGCCAUGGUUAUCGGGGUAAUGGCGAGCAUCUCGACCACAGCAAGUUCAACUUCUCGCACAUCAUUUCGGAGCUUUCAUACGGCCCAUUCUACCCGUCGCUGGUCAACCCUCUCGACGGCACCGUCAACACAGCUCCCGACAACUUCCACAAGUUUCAAUACUACCUCUCUGUUGUGCCUACUGUGUAUAGCGUCAACUCAAAGUCCAUCCUUACCAACCAAUAUGCUGUUACCGAGCAGAGUAAGGCGGUGGACGAGCGAUAUAUCCCUGGUAUUUUCUUCAAGUACGAUAUCGAGCCAAUCCUGUUGACCGUUCACGAGAGCCGCGACGGCAUCAUUAGCCUGUUGGUCAAGGUCAUCAACAUCAUGAGUGGUGUUCUCGUUGCUGGACACUGGGGUUUCACAAUCAGCGAUUGGAUCCACGAUGUGAUCGGUCGACGACGUCGCAGUAACGGUGGUGUUGGUGUUUUGGGAACCAAGGAGGGCUUUGAUCAGUAGAUGGAUGGAUAAGGAAUACAAGCAUGUAGCAUACAGCGCUGAUACAGAGCCAAGCAGAAGGAGUUAUGGCUUGGGGUUAUAUACAACUGAUUUAUGGAGUUUAGGUUAAAACAUGGGAAUUCGGGUUUAGCAUAAGAGAAUUGAUAACAGAUUUGCAUAAAC
This is a messenger RNA of Fusarium oxysporum Fo47, 1600 nucleotides long. RefSeq names its product endoplasmic reticulum vesicle transporter-domain-containing protein. NCBI's taxonomy places the organism in Eukaryota, Fungi, Ascomycota, Sordariomycetes, Hypocreales, Nectriaceae. Bases 308 to 1438 code for a protein of 376 amino acids. The transcript is spliced from 3 exons. The record is from RefSeq and is a predicted model, not a curated record. Gene Ontology annotation, biological process: retrograde vesicle-mediated transport, Golgi to endoplasmic reticulum; endoplasmic reticulum to Golgi vesicle-mediated transport. Gene Ontology annotation, cellular component: COPII-coated ER to Golgi transport vesicle; endoplasmic reticulum membrane; Golgi membrane.